Gavialis gangeticus (Gharial) is the source of this 4138-nucleotide messenger RNA. RefSeq names its product RAS guanyl releasing protein 1 (gene RASGRP1). Lineage: Eukaryota; Metazoa; Chordata; Crocodylia; Gavialidae. The record is from RefSeq and is a predicted model, not a curated record. The transcript has 16 exons. Bases 107 to 2335 code for a protein of 742 amino acids. Gene Ontology annotation, cellular component: plasma membrane. Gene Ontology annotation, molecular function: calcium ion binding; guanyl-nucleotide exchange factor activity. Gene Ontology annotation, biological process: positive regulation of GTPase activity; Ras protein signal transduction.
UGCACAAGGAUGCAGCACUGCCCCUAAAUCAGCACUUGAGCUGAAGCGGAUCAGUCAUUGUGCCAACUAUUCAAAUCUUACCCAAUCCACUGAAUUCAAAAUAAUAAUGCCUUUGGGACACUUAGCCAAAGAGGCCAGCCUAGAAGACCUUCUUGAAGCCUGCAUUCAGUCUUUUGAUGCAGAAGGAAAAGUAUGUCAAAACAGCCAGCUGCUACAAGUAAUGCUGACCAUGCACCGAUUUAUCAUCCCUUCCACAGACAUGCUUCGAAAACUAAUUGAUCUCUAUCUGGAUGCUUUAGAAAAGAAAUCUUCUGUGUUUUCUGUAAAGAUAUGCUAUUUUGUAAGGUAUUGGAUUACAGAGUUCAUGUUCAAAAUGGAUUCUAAACUAAUUAAAACUGUGGAGGAGUUGCAGGAACUGGCGAGAGCCAAUGGUGAGGCGUUCCACUGUCGUCUACUUGACACAACUCAAAUAAAUUCUCAGGAUUGGUCCCGGAAGCUGACACAGCGAGUAAAGCCCAACACCAGCAAGAAACGGAAAGUCUCUCUUCUUUUUGAUCAUCUAGAGCCAGAAGAAUUGUCAGACCACCUCACCUACCUUGAAUUUAAGGCUUUCCGAAGAAUAUCAUUUUCAGAUUAUCAGAGCUACAUUAUGAAUAGCUGUGUGAAGGAGAAUCCAACAAUGGAAAGAUCUAUUACUCUUUGCAAUGGUAUCUCCCAGUGGGUACAACUAAUGGUUCUUAGUAGGCCAACACCUCAACUUCGGGCUGAAGUGUUCAUCAAGUUCAUUCAUGUUGCACAGAAGCUUCACCAGCUGCAAAAUUUCAACACAUUAAUGGCAGUAAUUGGAGGUCUCUGUCACAGCUCCAUCUCCAGACUCAAGGAAACAAGUUCUUAUGUUCCUCAUGAAGUCAAUAAGGUGUUUAAUGAACUGACCGAACUGCUUUCAUCUUAUAGGAACUAUGACAACUAUCGACGUGCCUAUAAUGAGUGCACUAACUUUAAGAUUCCGAUUCUUGGGGUCCAAUUGAAAGACCUGAUCUCCCUCUAUGAGGCCAUGCCAAACUACUUAGAGGACAAAAAAAUUAAUAUACAUAAACUGUAUUCUUUAUAUAAUCAUAUAAAUGAGCUGAUACAACUCCAAGAGAUGGCACCUCCCCUAGAAGCUAAUAAGGACCUUGUUCAUCUGCUCACGCUGUCCGUUGAUCUUUACUACACAGAAGAUGAAAUUUAUGAGCUUUCAUAUGCUCGAGAGCCAAGAAGUCACCGAGCUGCACCUUUGACACCUUCCAAACCACCAGUAGUUGUGGACUGGGCCUCAGGUGUUGCUCCAAAACCUGAUCCAAAGACCAUCAGCAAGCGUGUUCAGAGAAUGGUGGAUUCUGUCUUCAAAAAUUAUGACCAUGAUCAGGAUGGAUACAUUUCUCAAGAAGAGUUUGAAAAGAUUGCAGCAAGCUUUCCAUUCUCAUUUUGCGUAAUGGACAAAGACAGGGAAGGUCUGAUUAGCAGGGAAGAAAUAACAGCUUACUUUAUGAGGGCCAGCUCCAUCUAUUCUAAAUUAGGUCUUGGCUUUGCUCACAACUUCCAAGAAACCACUUACUUAAAGCCUACGUUUUGUGACAACUGUGCUGGAUUUCUCUGGGGAGUCAUUAAACGAGGAUAUAGGUGCAAAGACUGUGGAAUGAAUUGUCAUAAGCAAUGCAGAGACCUGGUUGUAUUUGAGUGCAAGAAAAGAUCCACAAGUAUGUCUUCAGAUAACAGCCCAACUUCUUCGUUUGCUUCUAGCCUCUGCCCCAUAGGGGUCAAAGAACAGUUCCAUGGGCAGGAGGAAGGACCAUUUUCAUUUCCUAAUGGAGAAGUGCAUGAACACAAUGAAGACAGUAAGGAUCGAACAAUUAUGCUGAUGGGUGCCUCAGCACAAAAAAUCUCAUUAAGACUGAAACCAGCAGUAGUUCAUAAAGGCACACAAACUGAGGCAGCAUUAACGACAAGUGACGUACCCUUCUGGCUGAUGGAGAAGAAGGAGCAUAGGACACCAUCAGAAAAUAUUUAUCUACAGCCUGCCCCACCAUCACCAUCACCAUGGCCAAGCCCAAUUUUAAGCCGCAAAAAAGGUUAUGUGAAAUGGGAUAACAAAGAAUCCAGCCAGAAAAUAAAAGAAGAGUGGCGCAUUUGCAAACCCUCAUACCAGGAACUUGAACAGGAAAGAAACAUUCUAAAGGCGGAAAAUGAUGCUUUAAAGAAUCAGCUUCAACAGGCACAUAAGACAAUUGAAUCUCUCAGCAUCCAACAAAAAAAUCACGCGCUAGACAACACAAAGCACAGAGACUGCUCUUAGCUAAAAAGACAGGAGUUCUGCUAUGGAAUAAUGUUAAAACUGAGACUUUGGGAGGUGUGACAAGGCUGCUAUAUUCAACUGAACAGGAAAUAAAGACUGAAUGGUUUUAACGAGAGUUAAACUCUCUUAAAUCAACGUAUUUUGCCUGUUAAAUAUACUCCUGAAUGUAUAAAUGUGUUCCUUUUUCUCACACCAUUUUAAAAGAAUUUGGUGUUUUCUGAGCAUUGCAAAAAGCACAUUCUGGGAUCUCUCUUGAGAAGGGCAGUACACAAUUUGAAGUUCACAUUUAUUCUGAAGACAACGAAGGCAAAUUUCAUUCCCAGUAUAGAUCACAGAAUGAUUUGACUGCAAAUAGCUAUCAUUUUUUUGGUCAAGUUUACAGUCCAUAUCUGCAAGUGUUGUGUCAAGGUAUCCCAUCAAGACAACCUCACCCACUCAAAGUUGGUGCAAGUUCAGGUGUGUAAAAAAGCAACUUUUGAUAAAGUUAAGGAUUUGGAUGCUGCCAGAUCUUUUCAAGGGUGCCAUUAGGUAUAAGGAUGUAAGUAAGGUGUUAGGAGAUAAACUAAAUAGCUAAGCACAGGCUCAGGCUUGUUCCUGCGUGGACAACUCUCACAUCCCUACUGCAAGUCCCCCUCUGCAAGUAAAUAAGUACUGUAAUCCAUAAAUCAGUUUUUGAACUUCACAAAAGCUGUGGAGGGGGUCCUCAAGUCCAGUGAGGGGUACCUCAAGUCCAAAAAGGUUGAGAACCACUGCUCUAAGACAUUAGGAAUAAACUGACAUUGUUUAAAAUAUUCCAUUGCAGAACAGUUUUAAGAAGUCUUACUGCUCAAGUGUGGGCCUGUACAAGACUGAAAAUAAUAGUGCCUCAUAGUAGACUAAAAGAUUUAACAUUUGAGCAUUGCUUCCUCUUAUGCAUUCCAUGCUUCUUGGGUCAGGUAGCACUGCUGGCUUGCUAGUUAAACAGAUUUUAUCCACAGGAUGGUGAGUAUAAUGUUGGACAUUUUUCCAGCAUUUAAAUCUUUGGUGCAUGAAAGUACAAUAUAUUCCUAUAUUAUUUCAUUAUUUAAGCAUAAAAUAUUAAUAAUCGCAUUGAGGAAGGAACAAAAUACUUUCUUCCUAUGAGCAGUUCACUGUCAUGGUAUCCAACUGAACUUUUGCUAUAGCUUCAAUUAUUUAUGAUUUCUGGUGCAGUUGGCAGCUAAGGACAACCAUUAGGUCUUUAUUGUUUGCACAGUGCUUUGAAGUAACAUGCAAUUACUUCUGCAUGUUUGUUGAAAGUUUGUUGGCCUAAACAAACUGCGUAUGUAAUGGAGCAAUUUUGAGAAGCCAGGCUGUAGCAGGAUGUUGUGUGAACAUUUUUGGGAAUUUCAGGUGAUGCUGUUAUGAGUACCUUUGCUUGCUAGAGAUUCUAAGGUCACAGGAUCAUGGAGACCCAUUGCACCCACAGAGAACCUCCCUUCCUUUAUCCUUAUGUGCAGCUUUUUGGGAACAAGAUCUGGGGAUCUUUCAUUUCUCCAUAUUUCCCUGAGCAGUUCAAGGAACUCAGGACCAUUCCCCCCCUAGUAUUUAAGAAGCUUGUCUGAGAAAGACAUGGCAAGUGGGAUAGAGGCAUAUACUUCAUGCUGUUAUGCUACUGGACUUCUUCCCUUUUUGUCUCUCUUGGAAAUUGCAGAGGCUUGGUGUUUCCUGCAUCCCUUAGAGUUGUCCCUUUGCCCCUAUUCCCUUUUGAAUGGAAUGAUCAUAGAUUCACAGAUUGUAAGACUGGAAGGAACCUCAGAAGAUCAUUGGGUCCAGCCCCUUGUA